AUGGUGUUCAUCAAAGAUAAAGUAAGUCUGCGAGAGCUCAUUGCCUCAAACCAGCUGGCGUGCUCUGUCUUGGUCCUCACCACUCAUAUAUUUGGCGAUAUGAAUGGCUUCAUUACAGUCAUCCGAUCUCCAUAUUUGUCGUGGGUAUCUGGCCCAGUCGCCGUACAAUCCCGUCAUAUACUAGCCGAUUGGGAGUUCUUAUUCCUGUUCUGCUUUCUUUUUACGUUUGCCCGCUCUGUCGUAGCCGUUCAAAUCCUCCAACCGGCGCUGCGAUAUGUGGGGUUCGAUGCCCAAGACUCCUCUCAUCUGGCGGCCCUAGGGUGGAAAAUACUAUCCCGUGGCGUCCUGAUGGUGUAUGCCAUGGGCCUUUGGUACGAAAGCUCUGAUCGUUUGAAUCCUCAGUGGCUCUUUGACAACUGGCCGCUACACUCAAUCUCUGAGUCAAUGAAAUAUUUAUUCCUGCUGCGCCUUGCAUUCUAUAUCCAUCAGUGUCUGAUCAUGGUUGUUGAGCCCAUACGAAGUGACUUCACCUCGAAAUUCCUCCAUCAUAUUCUCACCUGUGCGGUGGUUAUUGCCUGUUGCAAUAGCCGGGCUUACUCCUUAUUGUACAUCAUUCUCCUGACCGCUGAUCUUGCAGAUAUCCUCCUAGCCUUUGUUCAAAUCCUAAAAUGUCUGAACUAUGAGAAGAGCCUCCGGCUGUCCCUACUGGGCUUCAUUUUUAUCUGGAUAUUUACACGGCAUAUAAUGUUCUUAUAUUUCCACUGGGUGCUUCACCAUGCUCUACCUCUGGAGGGAGGCUGCCAAGUCGUGAUUACUGGGGGUAUGAUGCUCAAUCCUGAUGAUCCAAAGUGGGAGCAAAUCUCUCCCCAGACACAGCAAAACCGAAGCACGAUAUGCCUAUCGCAGGGCGUCAAACUGUCCUUGUCUGCUCGCAGUCGGAAGUGCACUUUCGGGGUUUUCCUCUUAAUAUUGCACCAGCUAUGCCGCCGGCUGCUUCUCCCUAAGCCGAUUACCAACAUUCCAUACAAUGUCGCAGCUUCCCAAAAGCUGCUUGGUGAUCUCCCCGAGCUUAAAGAUGAAAUGGAUCGAACCGGCGAUAUGAGGUCGUGGCUUUUGCAGCAGACAAUCAAAUUACAAUCUCCUCUCAUCCAACUAUUUCUCGAUCCCUUUAGCAAACCAAUUCUCAUUCUCAGCGACCCGCAAGAGGCACUGGACAUUCUCCUCUACCGCAAUCGAGACUUUGAUCGCGCCCCGAUGCUUUAUGAUAUCUUCUCAGGCUUAGCCCCUACCCAUCAUAUCGGCAUGAAGACCGGACCGGAGUGGAGAAGGCAUCGUGAUUUGAUCCAGCAUUUGGUCACCCAGCCGUUUCUUCAGGACACAGCAGGGCCUGCAAUCCAUGCGUCUGCCUCCCGUCUGGUCAGGCUUUGGAGGGCCAAGGCGAGACUAGCCAAAGGUGCGGCAUUCGCAGCUAAAAGAGAUUUUCAAUACAUGAUUAUCGAUGCCUUGAUAGAGAUUUGUUUCGGGAAGGACUUCCCCAACAAUGGAGUCUCGUCUCAAAUCGACCUUCUCGAAGCAGACCACACCCGAGCUCCCGAUGUCAAACCUCAAACACCGAUCACCUUUCCCGAGGCAAAUCCUCAUGAAUUCAUCUGUGCCCAUGAGAAGAUUACCGAGGGCAUUGAGCAUUGCGGAGGGUCUGUAUAUCCCCGACAAAUGUGGUGGGUGAUGUCCAAGCUACCUCGUCUGGCCAAUGCCCUCCGCAUAAAACGCAGAGUGACCAGAGAGCGCUUAAGAACGGCAGCCGCAACCAUCGCGCAGAAGAUGCCCUUGGCAGAUAGCUCUGGGGCAUGGUCGUCCGCAGAGUUCAUGGCUCACUACGAGAACAAGCUGUCGCAGCAGGAAUGUCGACAGCCAGAAUACAUUUCCCCUCCGAUGGAAGAUGAACUCUAUGGAUUUCUUUUCGCCGGGUCACAUACCAAUAUCCUAACUCUAGCAUGGGCGAUAAAGAUCGUCGCUGAUAAUCCCGUAUCACAAAGUCGACUGCGGGACUCACUACGUGCUGGCUUCCCCGAAGCCGUGCUGGAAAACCGUGCCCCUAGUCCCUCCGAGAUGACCUCUAGACAAAUACCAUAUCUAAAUGCGACUGUGGAGGAAAUCCUGCGUAUUUCUCCCGCCACCCUCCUAGUUGACCGGGUAGCGAUUCGCGAUACAGAACUUCUGGGGUACCAUGUCCCGAAAGGAACAUGCAUCUGGACAAUCCCAGCCGGCGCAGGAUUCACCUCCCCAGCCCACCAUAUCGGCGAGGAGAAGCGCAAUGCUUCCUCACGUUCCAACGCCAAACACAGCCGACGCUCUGCGUGGUCCGGGGAUGAUAUUGCCCAGUUCAUCCCCGAACGGUGGCUCCGGCCGUCCGCUGAGAAGCACGGCGAGCUGGUAUUUGAUCCCAGCGCCGGGCCGACCCUUGCCUUUGGGGCUGGUCCCCGGGGCUGCUUUGGGCGACCCCUGGCCUAUCUGCAGUUGCGGAUGACCAUCGCCCUUUUCGUGUGGAAUUUUGAGCUUCGGAAAUGCCCGGACUCUUUGUCGAGCUAUGAUGCCGUCGAUGGCCUUUUUCACAAGCCGAAGAGCUGCUAUGUUUCUUUGCGAGAGCUAUCGUAA
Messenger RNA from Aspergillus nomiae NRRL 13137, 2655 nucleotides. RefSeq lists its product as uncharacterized. The record is from RefSeq and is a predicted model, not a curated record. NCBI's taxonomy places the organism in Eukaryota, Fungi, Ascomycota, Eurotiomycetes, Eurotiales, Aspergillaceae. The coding region runs from base 1 to 2655 and encodes 884 amino acids. Gene Ontology annotation, molecular function: heme binding; oxidoreductase activity, acting on paired donors, with incorporation or reduction of molecular oxygen; monooxygenase activity. The transcript is spliced from 6 exons. Gene Ontology annotation, cellular component: membrane.